AUGGCGGUGAUUGAAGGCUCCUUGUCGCAGCGGGUGCAGCGCCAGCCGGGGAACCCCUUCGUGGAGUUGCUGCCGCUGAUGCGGAACCCUGACAACUCAGUGCUCUGCAAAGGGGUGCCGCCUGAUGACUUCCUGCCCCUGCACAGCCUGAGCUUCACCGUGAAGGAUCCUGCCGGGCUGCAGACUGUGGAGGUGGAUGAAGCUGCCACGAUGCUGGCACAGCGGUAUCCGGUGAUGGCCUGGGGUGAGCUGAUGGGAAUCCUUCAGAAGCACACUGAAGCUGUGUUGCGGCCAGCAGCGCCGCAGUGGGCCAUCUCGUUGAGCGCGGGCAGCAUGUCGGCGCUAGACCUGGCGCUGGGCAUGUUGCUGAACCCCGGGGAUACGAUUCUGAUGGAGGAGUACACCUUCCUGGCCAUGGUGGAUGCGUGCAUGGCAGCUGGGCUGAACGCGGUGCCGCUGCGCUGCGAUUGCGAGGGCCUGCUGCCGGAGGCGUUGAUGGCCGCGCCGGCGGCCAAGGCGCUGUACACGAUUCCGGUGGGUCACAAUCCACUGGGCACACGCCUGCCCGCAGAGCGGUACCAUGCCAUCUACGACAUUUGUGCAGCCAAAGGCAUCUCCAUCAUCGAGGAUGAUGCGUACUUCUACCAGCAGCACAACUCCCACGAUGCGCUGGGCGACGAGGAUGUACGCGGAGUAGCGGGCCUGGAGCUGGGCAUCAGCUUUGUGUCCAUCGACCGUCAAGGCAUCGUCCUGCGCCUGGACUCCUUCGCCAAGAUGCUUUGCCCGGGCUUCCGCCUGGGCUGGGUCACCGGCCCCAAGCACUUCGUAGAGGCCUACGAGAAGCUGUGCUACGUGUCCAGUCAGCACGGGAGCUCGCUGGCCAUGGUUUGCCUGGGCAAGCUGCUGGCGCACUGGGGCACCGAAGGUCUCAAGGCGCAGAUGGUUCGCCUGCAGCUGGGCCUGCGCCGGAAGUGCCGGGCCCUUCUCCGCGCCUGCGAGGCUCACCUGGCUGGGCUGUGCACCUGGAGCUCCCCGCAGGCCGGCAUGUUCCUUUGGCUGAAGCUGCUGCACCCGCGAAGCUUCACCCACAAGGAACUCAUGGAUAGCCGGGAUCCCAGGCCUUCGGCGGCACCAGGUGGUGCCAAUGCCCGGGGCUUUCUGCGCCGCGCGGCGAGGCUUGAGUUGGGCCAGGGCCUCGGUACUAUGACAUGGGACUUUACUGUGGAGGACUUGGAGUCGGUGCCCCUGGUGGACACCCGGAACCUGGGGCUCUCGGAGGGCCAGCUGCUGCCGGCUCAAUUCGCCGUGCGCACGGGCUGCCUACGGCGCCUGGUGCAGCAGCUCUUCCUGCAUCACGUGAACCCCAGGUUCGCCAAAAACGCAGAGCUCGCAUGCCGGGGCGCGGUGUUUCUCUUGCUAUGCGCCAUCCCAGUGAUCAUUCCCCAUGGCGUGUCAGACCUGCGGGACACCAUCAUUCAGUACGGCAUUUACAACAGCAGUGUGUGUUGCUUCAUCGUCUUCAACAUGGGCCGAACUGUGGGCCAGGCCUUGGAUAUUGCCAUUUCUGGGAUCAAGGGCACAGUGCUUGCGGCGGCCAUGGGCUGGAUGUUGUACACAAUCAGCCCGAGCGGCUACACCACCGGCGAAACGUCGGAUCCACUGGUGUUUUGGCUGGGCCUCGGCCUCGGCGUCAUCUAUGUGUGCUUGGUGAUGCUGCUGAAUUUUCACCUCUCCUUGCAGAUGUUCGCUAUCUCCGGCUUUGCUGGCCUGUGGAUGACCUUCCUUAACCCUGAGGUCCAGGGACAGGUGACCCCACCUUGGUCGGAGAAUUGGAACCUGAAGACCGACACCUUGCUGCAAGGCUUGAUCUGCACCGGCUUCGGCUUCCUCACUGUGAUGCUGGCUACGCUGCUGCCAUACCCCUUAUGGUCGCUCAUGUAUGUGCAGGAGAAUCAGCUGAUAAUGAACCGGAAUAUCUCACAGAUCCUGCAGAUGAUGGUUGACUACUACUGCAACGAGAAGCCAAACGUUUAUGACAAGGACGCGGUACUACGCCACCUCCGCGAGAUCAAAUCCAUGACGGACGACAAUGACCCCUUGAUCCGGGCGGCCUGGUGGGAAUGCUUCGGCCUGGGCAGGACUCAGCUGAAGCGACAGGUCUUACAUGCAAUGGACCAGACCUGCGCCCGGGUUUAUGAUCUGGCAUUCAACGCCUGGACGGUGUCCGCCGGCGAGGAGGCUGCGGGCCUCAACGCCCUGCUUAUGCGCCAGGUGAAGCCGCUCACCGAGGAGCUCUUGCAGUUGGUGGAGACUUUGCUGAACAUCUUGGUGCAGGCGGUGGAGGAUGGCCAGCUCCAGGAGGAGGAGCAACAGGAGGUGCAGCUCUACAUCCAAAGGCUAGUGGAGCAGGAGAAGAAACUCUCGAAGGAGUUUCAUACACAGCGCAAGAAGAUUACCCAGAACAAGCCGAACGAACUCUAUCGCAACGUACGUGUGGCUCAAGUUCUUCACUGGACCAUAAGCCGCACCGUGGGGGAGAUCAUCCAGCUGUCGGAGGGAGUCUGCAAGUUCUCUCAGGACAGGACCUCCCUGCCGCCCCCGCCGGAGAGCGAAGGGAUGCUGGCCAUGUUCACUGGCGUGCUGGACCAGCAGCACCUGCUCUACGCUUUCAGAGGUCUCCUGUCCUACUUUCUCUGCUUCGCCAUCGGCUACUUCGGGUUUGGCGAAUACAUCCCCGCACGGUCUUCUGCCAUUGCUGCGACCUGCCCCCUGCUGUUUUCAAUGUAUGUUGGCUCGGCCGUUCUGAACGACUUGAACCGCAUCCAGGGCUUGAUGAUCGGCAACGUUGUGGCCCGCCUCGCGCGGGGCUUUGUGGAUAGUUGCAACAUCGAAGAUUUGGCGCUGCAUGCCGUGAUCACGUUCCUUUGGGUCUUCGCCGGCCUGUUCACCUACUUUCACUCUCGCCAGUACUCAACUGUGGGCUGUUUGGCUGCAGCUUUCGGGGCGUCCACGUUGCUGGACGUCUCCUGCAACCACCCGGAGAAGGUUGGAAAGGUGGACACCUUCGAUGCACUGAUGAUGAACUGCGUGGCGGUGGUGGUGACCAUGAUUUGGGACAUUCUGCUGCAGUCCGCUCGCGCCUCCGACCUUGCCUUCAAAUACCUGGAUGACUGCUGGGAGGAGAUGCUGCUGAGUUUCAAGAACCUCCUCGAUCCCAACACCGACACCGUGGCCUUCCACUCAGCCACCGCACGCCAGCUACUGCUACAGGCGGAGCAGAUGAGUAGCGAGGCGGACCUCGAGCCCCGCUUCUGGCGCACGGCCUGGCACAGUGACCUUUUUGCCAGGAUCUGCAGGGAGACUGAAUAUUUGGUCAUCGCUGUGGCAGCCCUGGAGUCAGCUAUCGCUGAGCAUGGCCGUCAUGCGGACAAGAAGUUCCCCACAUUCGUGAAGCUGUCCCAUGUCGCCGUCACUGGUGAGGUGUUCAACAUGUUUGGCACCGAGGACUCGGUCAUCGGCAUAAUUAAGUUCAAAGCGGUGAAAAGGCUGCUGAAGAUUUUUGCACAUGAGACCGUCCAGAAAUUCGACGGCUUUACGGACAGAGAGGCCACGCAUUAUUUCCAGCCCGAGCAGGAAAAGGUGGAGGCCAACUUCAUGAGGGAGACCGUGCCUCUGUUCUUCGGCCUGGAAGACGACGAGCCAGAGGAGAAUCUGUCCCAUGACGAGAUGGCGCAUUUGUCAGUGGUCUUUGCGGGCUUUCAGCGCACAACUGCGCUGGUCCGCCGCAUGCAGCACAAGAUUCUGACGAGUGGAAGGGCAGAGCCCUUUUUCCGCCUCAGUUUCGUCACGGAAGAGGAGGGCUAUGACUUGGCUCUGCGGAGGCUCCGGCAGGUCUGCCUGGAGCUCUCAGAGGGCGGCUCGCUCGAUGCAGCAAUCCGCAAUGUCGCCUACCUCACGCCCGGUGACGCCUUGAUGCCGGACAGAUGCGGAGAAAGCGUGUGCAGCAGCGGAGUCAUGAACAGGAACACUCACCAAGAGCUUUCCAUGGAUGCAGCAUUCGGGUUCCUGCGUCCGCGACGGUGCACGCAGGUUGUGAACCAGGCGGAUACCGCUGCAGCGCUUCCUCGGCAGCACAAGUUGAGCACCUUCCUCCAGAGCGACUCCGCGAGCCUCAGCUUGCCUCGGCGCCUUCGUGCCGAAGGCUUCUCGGGCUGGUUCCCCACGACGGAGAAGCGAGUGCAGCCGCCAGAGGGCCAAGAAGAGUUCGAGCUACAGCAAGCCGAGAAGGUGGAGGUCGUCAAAGUUUGUUUUGGUGGGCUUGUGGACUUCUGCUGCACGAGAAGUGCUUCGAGCAGUCUGGGUCUGGAUCGAGAACAAGCUGGAUGGUGA
Effrenium voratum is the source of this 4389-nucleotide messenger RNA. The record is from the annotation of a GenBank genome assembly. Lineage: Eukaryota; Dinophyceae; Suessiales; Symbiodiniaceae.